GAUCAGAAUCAGCUGAAUUCCUGUGCCUCCGUCAACGUCUUCAUCGAUUACCAAGAUUCACCAAAAACCCACUUGGAAAUUGGAAUCGUUAUCCAAAACUCAUUGGAGAUUUCGGAUUCUGUGAUUGAAAAAUGAGACGGAGAGCAGGAAUUGGUGGUCUACAGAAUGCCGCCGCCGCUAGGGAUCAAUACCGGUUACUGGGAGAAAAUGUGGCCAGGUUAAGAACCGAUCUUAUGAAGGAACAGCUUUCCACGUUUCGUUCUCAAUUAGAAGAUUUUGCUCGCAAACAUAAGAAUGAUAUUCGCAAGAACCCUGCUUUCAGAUCACAGUUUCACGAGAUGUGUGCGAAAGUAGGAGUAGACCCACUGGCAUCAAAUAAAGGUUUUUGGGCUGAGCUCCUAGGAAUCGGUGAUUUCUAUUAUGAACUUGGUGUGCAAAUUGUUGAUGUCUGCUUGGCUACUAGACCCCAUAAUGGGGGUUUGAUUAACUUGGAGGAACUCUGCAAGCUUCUAAGUCAGAGACGAAAGGGUGCUCGUGAGGUAGUGUCUGAAGAUGAUUGCUUGCGUGCGAUUGGUAAAUUGAAGGUGUUGGGGAGUGGUUUUGAAGUGAUUACUGUUGGGAAAAGAAAGCUUGUUCGCUCUGUCCCAACUGAAUUGAAGAAAGAUCACAAUGAAAUUCUAGAGUUGUCUCAGGCUCAAGGUUUUGUGACAGUUGAGGAAGUAGAGAGACGGCUAUCAUGGUCCAGUGGUCGUGCCACGGAUGCCCUUGAAACUCUAUUAGAUGAGGGACUUGCGAUGAUCGAUGAAGGCCACAGAGAUGGCAAACGACGUUAUUGGUUCCCUUGUGUGUCUUCUGUCUCUUCCUUUGUGGCAUCUGAGACUCUUUGAUUGUCUCCCAUCUUCUUCAGUGUUCCAACAUCCUCACAGUUUGAAUUUUCUAAAAGAACAGAAAUGAAAUAAUUUCACAUGAUAACUGAACUUCAAAUUCUAUUUGUUGGUGUUUUGAAAAUGGAAGACUAUCAAUUUUCUGUGUUGACUUGUUUUGAUUUGUAGAAUUUGGAGGGGAAUCGAAGGCGAUUGUUUGUAAAACAAAUGUAUUUUUUUAAACAAAGUAAUAUUAUAUAAAACGUAUCGUGAAAUACUGAAUUAAA
This is a messenger RNA of Cynara cardunculus var. scolymus (artichoke), 1150 nucleotides long. Its product is annotated as vacuolar protein sorting-associated protein 22 homolog 1. Gene Ontology annotation, biological process: protein transport to vacuole involved in ubiquitin-dependent protein catabolic process via the multivesicular body sorting pathway. The transcript has 7 exons. Bases 132 to 887 code for a protein of 251 amino acids. Gene Ontology annotation, cellular component: ESCRT II complex. NCBI's taxonomy places the organism in Eukaryota, Viridiplantae, Streptophyta, Magnoliopsida, Asterales, Asteraceae. The record is from RefSeq and is a predicted model, not a curated record.